ACAACAGUUGUUUUGUUAAUUUACAAUUUAAUAGUUUUUUUUAUCUUAUUUACUAGAAUACUGGUUCACCGACCUUCCAAAACAAUUUUUUAUAAUGUUUUUUUACCUUCCCAACUAAACAAAGAAAGUAUAAAAAGCGUUUAUACACAACUUUUGGAAGCAAAGAGAAAUGUCUAUUGCCGAGAGUCCUUCCAAAGAUUCAGGAAAUACAAGUUUAGAAGGUAGCAUUAAUAACUUGUCAGGUGAAUUUAGUAUAUUAUCCAUGUCUCUUUGUUCAACGGUCUCUUCAACCCUGGAGCAUUUCAGAUGCGAGGGUCAUGCAGAGCACAGUCUUGCAUGUAUGAAAAAUUAUUUACAAGCAGGAAAACUCUGUGAUGUCACCCUUAUUGCAGGAUCAAAUGGAAAACGAGUACAAGCACAUAGAUUGGUGCUAUCGGCAGCAAGUGAGUAUUUUUCAGCGAUGUUUACAGGAAGUCUUAGUAAUAAUGACGAGUCAGAAAUAACAUUAGUUAAUGUAAAUGGGGAUGUAUUACAAGCAGUCGUUGAUUAUUGUUAUACAGGAUGUAUAGAAAUUAGAGAAGACAAUGUAGAAACAUUGCUAUCCACAGCAUGCUUAAUGCUACUACACGAAGUUGUGGAAGCAUGUUCUAGAUUUUUAACUCACCAAUUACAUCCUAGCAACUGUUUGGGAAUAGCAGUAUUUGCAGAACAUCAGGCUUGUUCGAGUUUACUUCAAGAAGCAAAUGCUUACACAAGUCAACAUUUCAUGCAGGUAAUCAAAAACCAAGAAUUUCUUCAAUUGAACGUUGAUCAGAUGUCUGCUCUACUUAAUAAUGAUGACCUGAAUGUAACAUGCGAAGAACACAUUUUUCAAGCUCUGAUGAUGUGGAUUCAACAUGAUCCUGAUAGUAGACGUCAAUAUAUCGGACAUUUAUUGGGAUUAGUCAAGUUACCUCUUCUAACUCCUGCAUUUUUAACAGAUCAAGUAGAACCUGUAUGUGAAGGUGAUAUGGCUUGCCAAAAACUGAUAAUGGAAGCUAUGAAAUGGCACUUACUACCUAAACGUCGUCUUCAGAUGUCUAGCGCAAGAACUAGACCAAGAAAAGCAACGUUAGGAAAAUUAAUCGUAGUCGGAGGCAUGGAUAAAAAUAAAGGUGCUACAACAAUAGAAAGUUAUGAUCCAAGAUGUGAUGCUUGGGUAGUAGCGCAUCACAUGAAUGGAAGGAGGUUGCAGUUUGGCAUAGCACUUAUGGGAGAAAAAUUAUUGAUAGUCGGUGGUAGAGAUGGUUUAAAAACGUUAAAUAGCAUGGAAUGUUUGGAUAUGGAAAGCGGUCAAUGGGCACAACUCAUUCCUAUGAACACUCACAGGCACGGUUUGGGUGUAGCGGUUUUAGGAGGUACUUUAUAUGCUGUCGGCGGUCAUGACGGAUGGAGUUAUCUCAAUACGGUCGAAAGGUGGGAUCCUUCGUCUCGUAGCUGGCAAUAUGUCGCUCCGAUGCAAAAUCAACGGUGUUCUGCCGGUAUGGGGGUUUUAGGAGGUAAAUUAUAUGCCGUUGGUGGUCGGGAUGGUGCUUCAUGUCUUCGUACUGUCGAAUGUUACGAUCCUCACACUAACAAAUGGACUAUGGUAGCUCCUUUGUCUAGGAGAAGAGGUGGAGUUGGUGUAGCUGUAGCUAAUGGAUAUUUGUAUGCUAUGGGAGGACAAGAUGCUCCUGCUAACAAUCCAGCCGCAUCUAGAUUUGAUUGUGUCGAAAGAUAUGAUCCCAGAAUACUCGAUAGCCUAACAAAUGGAAAAGGAAGAAAUGAAAAUUUUAUAUUCAUCAACUUUCUGUUCAUCGAGUUCUGUUUUAAUGGUUUCAGCUAAUAUUAAAAUUUUAUCUACAAAUUUAUUGACAUAUAUCAUUUACUAUUGCCUUGAAGAGGGUUAAUCAAUUCAAUUAUCAUUGCAAAUAUUGAGCUUCUUCUGUCUUCUGACUAUUUCAUAACACUAAAGAAUAGAAUUUCACCACUGAAAUCAAGAUCAAAAUCAUAGGACACUUUAUUAUUUUGUUUCUGAUUUCAAACCAGUACAACACAACAAUAUCUUGAUUCUUCUAACAAGAAAUAUUUCAAUACGCGGUCAAGUAAAGCAAAAAAAGUUUUCCAACCAAAUUUUGUUUUAUUCAUUAAAAUACAUUCCUUAGAGAGUCUAUUUCAAUACGGCUUUCAAAUUGGAAUGAAAUUUCUCUCAUUGGAGCAACUUUUCAGAUCCUCUGCAAUCGCUUGGGAUUAAAUCUGAAGUUUAUGGUUGACGUAGAAACAAUUCAUAACUUUGCGAAAAAAAAUCUAUUAUUUUUGUUCUACUUUUAGAAAGAUUUUUUUUAUAUCCAACUGCUCAUGUAAAAUACUUUCAUAUGAUAUCUUUGUCAUGUUUCUAAAUGUCAAUUGGCAGUUUUCCAUCACAAUUUUCAGGACUUGUUUCAUCUCCUUAUACCAAUCAAUUAUAGUUGAUGUCCCCAAAGAAAAGUCACCGUAACACUUUUCGAGCCAAGCAUUUACCAUAAUGGUUAAACUAUUAAUAGCUGCCGUUUGAAAGAUGGUACUUUAAAGAGAAAAAUAGGAUUUGUAGUGACCUUUAUCCAUCAAAAUUGAUCGAUGGUACAAAUAUCUGAUCUCUGUUAGGUCCCAGGAAGACAUUUCUUUAUCAGUGGUAAUUGGCGCAGGCCAUGUUGUCAUCUACUUAAUGUUUUUUUCCUAAUAAAGAGGAAUUCUUUCCUUCUUUCAGACAACAAGAUUUUGAUUAUUGAGUCCUCGACUAUUUAUUCCAAGAAACAGAGUUUCGGCUACCAAUUUUGUAUGAACAAACAAGCGUUGUCCAAAAAAAUUUCAAUUUUAGCAUAUAUAUGUAUAAGUUUCCUGUAAAAUCAGCAUUGUGUAAUUUUGACAUUAUUUACCGGUUCAGUCACUCUGAAUAUAUAAAAUAUAAACUUUAAGAUGUGCUAAAUAUCUUAUCUACAUUUAUAUACUUGGUUGUAAUAUUCCUCCUUUAGGUCCUUUCAUUGAUUUCGACAGAUAUCUGCAAUAGUAGUAAUUAUAGCCUACUAUAAACUACAAUUCAGAUACAUACAUUUUAGUACUUUUCUACCCAGCUGUGGCUUUUCCUCCAAUGUUUUUGUGAAAAUGGAGAAAAAUUUAUCCAUUAGGUAUUUUUUCACAAAAUCAGGGCAACAAUAGGUUUCUAAUACAGUCAUAAUUUCACUUUCUUUCUUUUUUUUUCCCUACUGGUAUUCAAUGUAUCACUAUAUAUUUAUAUAGUCUCCUCACUGUUCAUGCUUGUUUCUUUUAGAUUCCUCUUAAUUUAAUAUGUCUUCACCUUCCUUCUUUAAUAUCCAUGUCUCCUAUGUAUGUUAUUUUUUCUUAAUGGAUACUCUUAUGCUUCCAAACUUUUCUGCUUCAGCUUAACGUAAAUUAUUUGUCUCUAGUUGAUAUAAGGGACAAAUUAUAUUCUGUUAUUUCUCUCUUCCAAUUUUCUUAUUGCUUCUUUAAUGUCUCUAUCAGAGUUAUGUCAUCUACAAAAACUAGAUGUUAAUCAUUUUAAAUGCGAAAGUAGACAGUUUAUUGGAAUAUUCUUAUAAAAUAAUUUUAGUGCCACAGAUUUAGCCUGACGCAGAUCUAGGGUAAAAUGAUGCAGACAUAAACACUAUAGAGUUAAUCAUCGGAGUGAUUGAAAAGACCUAUCAGUAAAUGAUUUUUAUUUUAUUUAAAUUCAACAUUUAAAAUUAAAUUUAAUGAUUGGCGUAACGGCUAAUUUUUAAAUGGUAUCGUUUGAUACCUAAAACGUUUUACUGAUUUGAAAAGAAGUUCCUCUUCGUCAAAAGUGAAUCGUCUAAAUAUAUACAUCCGAAGAUUCUUUUACAUAAUUUGUUUGAGGCAUUUAUUUGUAAAACUAUUGGGUGAGCAGGCUCCAAUCCAAAUGUGUCUCAAGUGAAAACUGUAAAAGGAAAAUUUUUGGGUGUAUUAGUAAAUAUGGAUGACAAGAACUUUAGAUAACCUAAACCAAUCAUUUCUUUUAUAUUUUACACAUUGGGAAAAUUAUUUAACUGUGUGUUCCAAACUGGAUUAGUUUAAUUUUUUUUGUGUCAAUAGCAAUAAAAUUUAAUCAGACAUAAUCCCUUCGAACAAAAUCUCAAUCGUUUCUGUGAUAUAUUUUGUUUCCAUUUUUUUUAUUAUUCUGAACCUUACAAAAAAUGUUAGAUGUUUAAGAUAAAUAUGUGAUAAAACCUUUGCAACAGAGCUCGUUCUGGUAACCAAAAAUGUAAUUUAAAAAAAAAAUAAAUGUUUUUGAAUCAA
Molecule: messenger RNA, 4329 nt
Organism: Diorhabda carinulata
Lineage: Eukaryota; Metazoa; Arthropoda; Insecta; Coleoptera; Chrysomelidae
Product: kelch-like protein 5
Exons: 7
Coding region: 170-1864 (564 amino acids)
Molecular function (GO): protein binding
Source: RefSeq, a predicted model, not a curated record